GUUUCCACGGGGCAGCUUUUAGUCGCAAUGACGACCAUAUAGUGGCUUUUGCAUUGCACCUGGGGAAUAUACUUAAACAUCAUUCAUUCCCCAUUUCAUUCAUAUUUGAAAAUCGCAACCGAUCGCACGCUCAACUGCGAUCCUCCAAGUUUGUCCACCAACGAAUUCACCUUUAGUGAGAAAAUACUUUUGAAAAAAAAAGCAUCAAAGACGAGAGACUUUUUUUAUUUUUGGCAGGAGAAGUUACCAGAAUUUAGUGUGAUCCUCGGAGUUUUUUUUAAGUGAUCUUUCUGUGAUCUGUUUUAAUAUUUUUUCGUUACCUCCUGAACAGAGAGUUACCUCAAAGUGCGCGUGAUUUGUGAUAUUCACUUUAAAGGAUAUCCAGGGUGUUUUUUUUUAAUUUAAUAAGUUUUAGUGUUUAAAUUCUAUUAAUUAAAAAAAUAUAAAAUGCGAGAAUUUCUCAAAUUCUGGCGAAGAAGAUACAGUGCCGUAAGCACAGGACUAAGCAAUGGUACCGAAUUUUCAACUCAAAGAAUAAGUGAUCGCCGAAAAAGCUUGUCGAAUACUCAAGCACUCAAUGGAUUCUCCAUUCUCGAUUCUUUCUUCUACAAACGGAGGGAUGGAGAACGAGCCAGAUGGCCAAAAAGUGCCUUCCUUUUUAUGGCCACGGGCCUCAUCUCAGUCACAUUUGCCAUUGCAAUUUACAUCUUCAAUCCGUACGAUUUAAUAUUUAAGUGGAAGCUCAAAUUUGAAAAGGACGGCGAAGUUUACAAUUUAUGGGCAAAGCCCCCAGUUGAUCUCUACUUGAAGAUUUUCCUCUUUAACAUCACCAACAGUGAGGAUUUUCUCGCGGGAAAAGACAAGCAGCUGCGAGUUAAGGAAGUUGGUCCAUUUGUCUACAGGGAACUUCUUUCACAUGAAAACAUCACGUUCAACAGCAAUGGAACAGUUUCAACAACCCCAAGACAUCCUCUUGUGUGGCAGGAAGAACUCUCGGAAGGAAAUAAAGAGGAUGAUCAGCUUAUCUUGCCCAAUAUCGCCCUUCUGAGUAUUGCACAAGUUGCUGCUGAAAAGUCCUACUUUUUCCGCCUGCCCAUUAAUAUUCUCAUCAGGCAGACAGAUAGUCAGCCCUUGGUCAGGAUGACUGCACGUGAAUUUAUGUUUGGCUACGAGAGUCCUCUGACUACCCUUGGCUACCACGUCCUACCCAAUUGGAUAUCAUUUGAGAAAGUUGGCCUCAUCGAUCGGAUGUACGACUUUGAGGGGGAUUAUGAGACAAUCUUCAGCGGUGAGACUGAUCCCAGUAUGUCUGGUCUGUAUGAUACGUACAAAGGAUCCCAGAAUCUACCACAGUGGGAUGGGGAUCACUGCAGCAGGGUCACAGGAGCAUCCGACGGGACGAAAUUCAAGAGUUUCAUGGCACCAAAUGAGACAAUCCUCUUCUUCCGCAAGAGUAUGUGCACCGUAAAAAGAAUGGUACAACAGGGAGAACCAACGGAGGUGUCUGGUUUGACGGCACAGAAGUUUGUAUUUGAGGAAAAUGCUCUGGACAAUGGUGCCAUAGAGGAGAAGAAUAAAUGCUACUGUCGCCAAGGCAAAUGCCUUCCAGUUGGCCUCAUUGAUGUAACAGACUGCUACUACGGCUUCCCAAUUGCACUCAGUUAUCCGCACUUCUUGGAUGCAGAUCCCAAUUUAUCGACAAACAUUGUUGGCCUUAAACCCAAUCGGACGGAACAUGAGAGCUUUUUCAUCAUACAGCCGACAUCGGGUCUCCCCUUGCGCUGUUCGAUGCGCUUCCAGAUUAAUUUAGCCAUGAAGGAUGUUAGUAGUAUGUCACACGUUGAGCAAUUCUCGCACCUCACAAUCCCCAUGCUGUGGUUCGACAUUACCUUCCACGAACUCCCGCCAGCGCUGAAGAAUCGCUUCCAUCUCUACCUGAAUGUUCUUCCUGUGCUCGAUAAUCUCCUCUUCUACGGAAGUGCCAUUGGUGGUGUGCUACUACUUCUCUUUGCCGUGACAAAAGCCUCCGUGGGUAUGUCCGGCAGCCUAACGUCUCCAACGCGAAAGAUUUCGCUGCAGCGCACAUACGACUUCCGAAGUACAAAGGUGUAUGCGCCAUGCGAAGAGAAACGCCACCCCAGUGACUGCCAUGAGCUGACAAUGCCCUCAACGAAUGAUGUCGUGCCCACCUCUGUGUUUGACCUCGAGAAUGAGAUUCCCCUCUCGGACACCGAUGAACUAGAACUUCUCCAUGAUGAACGUGACAGUGGACACGGGACCAAUUGCAGCAAUGCCAGUGAAGACUGCACCAUUACGAUACCUCAGGAAGAGAGAAAGAACUCCCCAAAACCGCUUUGCCAUCAAAACAGCAAUUUCACAUUGAGCAUUGUGAGAUAACAAACCCUCGCGCGCCUACGUGCUACACAAGACAUUCUUAUGGGACAGUAUUAAUUAAUGAAGAACAUAGUGAAGCAUUCUUUUGAUUUAUCACACCGCAAUUUUUGGACUAAAAAUAAGAAACUUUUUUUUCAUUCUGUUAUGUUAAUUUGUAGAUAUUUUGGCUCAUUGACACCUAUAGUGGCAUAUACAUAUAAUGUUGAAAAUAUGGGAAGUGUGGGAAAUUAAUUAGUUUUUAAUUGCUGCAUGAACCUUCAUUAAUACGGGGAAAUAUGGUUUGAAACACCUUUUAUAUGUAUAAAUUAUUUAAAUUUUAUAUCUCCUUUAUAAGAAAAACAAAAACAAACAUUCCUCGUAGAAAGUGGUGAGAAAGUUGAGAGCAUGAAAAAAUAAUCUCAUUUUCUCUGUCACUUUAUCAAGAAUUUCAAGAAGAACUCUUUAAAAACUUGCAUGAAAAGAAUGAUAGUUUAGAUUAAAUAGUAAAAAUAUUCUGCUGUAGAGGAGAAUUUUUAAAUGGAUUUUUAUAUUAAAAAUCACAAUUAAUAUUCAUUUCUACAGCUAAAAAAAAUGCAUAAAAAGUUGAAAUUCUUUUAAAAAUUUUCGGGCCAAUUUAUCUCUAGUUUUCUCUUUGAAUUAAAUUGUUUAACAGUCCUCUUUUAUUGAGGAAAAACUUUAAACUUUUUAGGAUCUUUUUUAGGAUCUUUAGGACAUUAUUGGAAAGUAAAUUGAGACAGAAUUUAACAUAAAUUAUUGUUAAGUUUUAGUAAAUCAAAUUAAGCCAAUAUUUGUCAAAUUUUAAAUACGAUUUUUAAGUCAUGAAGAGUUUCUGUUUAGAUUGAAUCCUGAAAAAGCUUUAAGCUCGUUAUAGACUUGAAUUUGUAAGUCUAAAUAAAUUGUAAAUGUCUUUAAAAUUAAUCAAAAUCGAUUGUAUUCUUUGAAUGUUAUUUUAAAAGUCUCUGUAAAACCGUUAAACGGAUUUUGAUAAAUCAAUUUUGCUCACUUUUGAAUGUGAGACAAAUUCCUAGAAAAAAUGUCUUCCAAAACUGAAAAUAGGUUUUAAACUAAAAGUUAAAUCAUUAAAAAAAAAUUUAAAAAAUUUAAAAAAAAUCAAUCAUUCUCACAGAUUUAGUCAUUGUUGUAAAUAUGCUCCAUUUUGUCAAAGCUUUAGAUGAUAAUAAAAUAAAAUAAAAUAAAAUAUAGCUUUUAUGUUAAAUAUAGAAAAUAAAGAUUGUUUUUGUACGUUUUUCUAUGGAAAAUAAUACUCAAUUUCAUUUUAUUUAAAGUAUGUAUUGAAAAAUAUUUUAACGGAUGCACCAU
This is a messenger RNA of Lutzomyia longipalpis, 3714 nucleotides long. RefSeq names its product scavenger receptor class B member 1. Bases 448 to 2397 code for a protein of 649 amino acids. Lineage: Eukaryota; Metazoa; Arthropoda; Insecta; Diptera; Psychodidae. Gene Ontology annotation, cellular component: cytoplasm; membrane. Gene Ontology annotation, molecular function: scavenger receptor activity. The transcript is spliced from 9 exons. The record is from RefSeq and is a predicted model, not a curated record.